Molecule: messenger RNA, 1845 nt
Organism: Closterium sp. NIES-67
Lineage: Eukaryota; Viridiplantae; Streptophyta; Zygnematophyceae; Desmidiales; Closteriaceae
Source: the annotation of a GenBank genome assembly
GUGAUGCUCAUGACGCAAGAAAGCACUGCCUGAUCAUCAACUGAUCCUCCAUAGCUCCCUGUUAGCACUGCAUGUGGCGGGUGAAGUCAGAAUGUUUGACUGCAGCUGAUGCGUUCAGCUUGCCUUGUGUAGUUCAGGGUGUUGGUUCACGGGACCAACAGCCGACCAAGAUAUAUUAACGGGAGCCUUGGGGUUCUCGUUUAGCUUUGACAGAGUCUUGUCAGAUUGUGCCUACGAAAAUAGUAGCUAUGGAAGAAGCUACCGAGUCGUGUGUCCCGAGCCAUGACGAGGGUUGCUGCUCGCACAGCAACAUGUGGGAUCGCGUGAAGAAGCGGUAUAAGCUCUGUGAUUUCAGCGCUCUUCCUGACUACCUGCGAGACAACGAAUACAUUCAUGGAUAUUACCGAGCUAACUGGCCUCUAAAACACACCCUAUGGAGCAUCUUUCAUAUUCAUAACGAGACCGGAAAUAUUUGGUCGCACCUUAUCGGAUUCAUCCUGUUCCUAAACCUGACCAUCUACACGGCUCAGAAGUUUCCGAGCGUGGUUGAGAUUCCGUUGUCCCACCUCCAUUUCCCUGAAUCCUGGGUCAACGCGACAGAAAGCAUCCAUGCACAUCUCCAGCACAUGGAGCUUCCAGAUUUCCGUCCCAUCCGGGACGCGAUCACCUCCAUGGAGUUUCCGAAUCUCAACGCCAUGUACAACUCCCUCCCACAUGUCGAGCUCUCUGGGAUUUCCGGAAUUUCGACCUCCAUUUACGAUGCGAUGCCUCACGUCCCUAACAUGCACGAGAUGCAGAGCAUGCUUUCAGCGGUCAUGAAGUCGAACCUUCCAGACCUAGACACGGCGAAGCUCCAGGCGAUGCUUCCUCACCUAGAGCUGCCUAAGCUCCAGCAGAUUCAGGCGGCUCUCCUGUGGUACUACGGCUGCGUCUAUCGCUACGCCAGCACGGCUAUGGAGUCCUCGCCGGCUCUGCUUACCAGUCCACUGUGGAAUGAUCAUGGCGUCUUUGGAAAUUGCUCUCUUUCGGAGAGCCCUUCGUUCGUGCUAGGACCAGUCAAGACCCACCGCAAUAUCCCCAUGUGGCCGUUUUUCAUCUUCCUCACGGGUGCCAUGAUCUGCCUGCUCUCCAGCAGCACCUGCCACCUCCUGGGCUGCCACUCCAAGAAAGUCUCCCAGAUCAUCUGGCGAUUCGACUACGCUGGAAUCGCCAUCCUCAUCUGUGCAUCCUUCUACCCGCCAGUCUACUACGGCUUCCUCUGCCACCCAUACGCCCAGCUCACCUACCUCAUCCUGAUAUCCCUUGGCGGUUUGGGAACUGUCGCUGCCUCUCUUCUCCCUGCCUUCCAAAAACCUAAGUACCGGGCUGUUCGUGCAGGGCUGUUCUUUGGACUCGGAGUCUCUGGUGCGAUUCCGUUUCUCCACGGCCUGCUGCUCUACUGGCAUGAACCGUUUCUCGUUACAACUCUCUUGUACGAGCUGCUUAUGGGAGCACUUUACGGCAUCGGAGCUCUCUUUUAUGCCACCAGGGUUCCGGAGCGAUGGCUACCUGGCAAGUUUGACAUAGCGGGACACAGCCACCAGAUCUUUCAUGUGCUUGUGAUUGCUGGGGCGUACACGCACUACCAGGCUGCCUUGAGAUACCUGCAGUGGGUAGAUGGCCGCACAUGCUGAACCCUCGUUUGAGCUGCCUCAAACUUUGUACAAUACCAACCCCGGUUGCCUUGAGAUACCUGCAUCCAGUGUCUGUUGGGCUGAGAAAUGCCCUUAGGAUCUUUCCAGAGACUAAGUCCUAGUUGUAAAGGAGACUUGAGUAGUGCAGCAGAAGUUGAGUAGUUGAACCCUU